AUGCGUAGAUCGGGCAGAGGCAGUGCCGUGCGGUGGUCCUCGUUAUGCAAGUGCCAGUGCUGUUUGUACCGCACGCCACUCGGUGGAACUUACUUCGAGCAAGCGCUGCCUCGGUCGUUGGGUGCCAGACAGGGAAAGGGCGUUCUCAGUACUGUCAACACGGCAUUGUCCAGGAAGGCCCUGAAGCGGCGGCAAUCCUUGCCACGGAAGAAGCUCAACGUCCCCCUCACAGCGGAGGGGUUGAAGGAGCGACUCAAGCAGCUGUCCGCAGAGGAGAGAGAACUUAGUAUCAAAAACAACACAGAGGAAUGUGAUGAACCCUCACCUAACGAGUUUACAACCACUCAUGAAGCUCGUGUGGCGCUGGCGAGGGUGUUGCACCACGGAGAGAACGCAGGCGAAAGAGAAGAGGUGGCGAUGCGCAUACCCAGUUUCUGUCGUUCCCCGGCUGUUAGUGAGACACAGUCGAUUGUAGUUGAUGACAAAGAGGGCGAUAUCACGAAUGCCGCAGUCCACGUCGGGUGCAGCGUGCUCGGAAGUGACCUAGACCACCUGGAGCGAGAUAUGAUACGUGACUACCAUCAACGCGGAAAGAAGCUCCCAACGUUUGACAAUAUCUACAGGACUUUAGGUUGCGGACGCAAAGGGACGUCGGUGUCAGAUACGGAGCCGGAAAAUGAAAAUUCCAGUGGGGCGAUUCAAAGCGAAUCUGGACUAGGAGAUGCAGGGCGAAGGGGGACAGUGGUUGUUGCACCUUCGCACCUUCACCACUCUAGACCACCAACCAAGGGACGAAGUGGUAAAGAGGAGGAGGAGGGUGGGUAUUUUGAUACAAAUACGCUACCGGCGGAUGCGAAUCCACACUUUCCUCCCGGGGCAUGUGACAAUGAAGUCCUUGCGCCUCUGAGCGGCGGAUGUGCAGCUUCGGAGCAAAGCGAAAUAACCGACACUGCUUCCUUUAUUCCAAGCAACAGCAGGCUCUCCACGGCAGUUUACGAUGCUUAUAGGCAACGGCCGGCUGAUGAUCGUCUGGUCGUGCUACGGGGAACUGAUUUUUGGGAUAACGAAGAAAACCGAGCACGUCUGCAAGAGCUGACGGAUUAUGCCGAAGAAGACUUUGCACGCGAGAUGCUGAUGGAAGGCGCGAUGGACACUAGUGAAGUUGGUUACUCCACCAACAAGGUACGAAAAGAAACGCUGCUGUACUUUCAGGCACACCCCAUUAACGAAAUGAUUCAAGAACCGUUUGCGCGCGUGCGGAGCAUUCUCCCAAGCGACGGUGGACCGGAAGUACAUUUCCCGGCCGAUGACCCCGAUACAGAUGUUGAUAUUCCCACCGCCCAAGCGCGGACCAUGGCUCGCGAACUCGGCCUCGCCCUCAUUCGGGUAGGUACACUGUAUACACCCAUAAAUGACAGGCGCGUGGUGGCAGUAUGCACUAUCGCUGAUCAUCGAGAGCAUAUGAGGGACAUGAUUCGAUUCAAGAUUAAAAAACUUGGGGUGCAGCGGCCGCCAACAAAGGAGGGUAUUGAAGUACCUUUCCGAGGUGGCACUCAUCCCCAUGCAGUGCGCUUUAAGAGUAUCGGGAUUGCAAAGCAUCUACUCCUGGGCCAUGUGGUGCGCAUUAAUCUCACGGACUUCGGCACGGUUCGUGAAGGCUUCCCCGUCUUUGGGAGCAUUCUUGACGAGGUUGCGCGACAGGCCCUCCAACUGCGUGCUUACCACACCGCUGGCGUUGUGCGCGCUAACUAUAACGAAGUUUACUGUUAUCUUUACCCAUCAACGGGGCGUUCGCCCAAGUCAACGGUUUUGCAUCCCACGCAAGAACAACUAGCCACAGUACGUGAUCGGUGUCUUCUUGAACGAGAACGUGAAGUGUACUUUGAUGGCCUAUACGAUAAGAAGACCCCCCGAGAGCGGCUAACCUACAUGAGGAAGCUGCAGGACGGCACGGCGUGGGCUGAUAGGGACGAUGGCCUCUCACUGCAACGCCAGCGUGAUAUGAAGGUAAUGUUGGGAUAUUUACCAAAGGGAAAUCACGAACUCUACGCCGCCCGUGGUGAUGUGAAUGUCCCUGCUCCCUUUCGGGCGAGCCACCCCACAUCUGUCGACCGCUGGACGCACCCACAAGAAUCUAACUUGGAGCAGGCGGCGCGUGGGUCAGCUGUGCUUGCUAAGCGGCUUUCCAUGACAGUAAGCGAAAUGCACGACCGUCAGGAAACAGCUGAAAACCCAGCAACGUUGGACCGUUUCUACUAUCGCAUACAGGGUCCAGCCCUGGAGGCUGGUGAGUUGAAGGAGGCUCUAGGAUUGAAAGGCAACCGCAAGCGGCUACCCCGGCGUGCCCCAGGCUGGGCGACGCUGGGAAUGGAGAAGGUUUCCCCUCAAGAACCGGGGCACGCGGCCAAGUAG
Molecule: messenger RNA, 2412 nt
Organism: Trypanosoma brucei brucei TREU927
Lineage: Eukaryota; Euglenozoa; Kinetoplastea; Trypanosomatida; Trypanosomatidae
Exons: 1
Coding region: 1-2412 (803 amino acids)
Source: RefSeq, a predicted model, not a curated record